AUGAAGAAUGCCCACCCGCCGGCCAGCGCGCCGCCGUUGCUUGGCGACGCGGGUUCGGCCGACGUAGGCAACGUCGACGAGUCGAGUCCGCGCCGCGCAGGGAUGAGCUACGACGAAACUCGCGAAUUCGAGCAUGCGCCGUUGGCGUUGCCGUCAGCGUUGGCGUUGGUUGAGACGGGACAGCCUGACUCAGUGAUCUCCAGCAAUCAUGCCAAUUUGCAUAUGCCCGCCUAA
Molecule: messenger RNA, 234 nt
Organism: Protopolystoma xenopodis
Lineage: Eukaryota; Metazoa; Platyhelminthes; Monogenea; Polystomatidea; Polystomatidae
Source: the annotation of a GenBank genome assembly